AUGAUUCGCUUUGGUCCUUCCAGUGUGCCUUUAGGAUUGUAUUGGUUAGUGUCACUUAUCAAAGGACCGAGCCUACUUGUCGUCAUAAAACCUGCAAACGACAAGUCACGAACUACAGAACCUUUUACAAAAGGAGACGAUAGCUCGUUCCUGCACUUGGUCGGCAGCGAAAAGGUCAAGGCCGGUAAACGUUUUCUCUCACCCACCCACGGAAAACGUUGCCGCUGUAGCAAACACAUCAAAUCCUAUCCAUCAGCCGAUUCCUUGGUGGCGGGGCUGCCUAAAAAGGAUAUUAAUGAGAUCCACGACUCGUUCACGGUCAACCUGGUUUUGUACUGGUGGCGAUGCAAGAACCCGGAGCGUUUCCUGAAGGGCACGAAAUGGAACGUGCAACAAGCGCUGGGCUCCAAAGUUCCCAACAGCAUCCUCAACUUCAUGUUCAAACUCCGAUUCCGCCGGUUGACGAGUGCAGAUUUGAUUUAA
This is a messenger RNA of Notodromas monacha, 483 nucleotides long. Lineage: Eukaryota; Metazoa; Arthropoda; Ostracoda; Podocopida; Cyprididae. The record is from the annotation of a GenBank genome assembly.